AUUUAAAAAAAAAACUGGUCACUAUGGACCGUAAAAAUGUCGACUUCAAAAGAUAAAUGAAGCCUAAACCUGCAUUAGAACUGGGCUAAUGCCGGCAAAUGGGAAAUGCAGUUUUCAGUAAAGAUCAGAACAAGGAAAUCGAAACUGAUGCACUUUGUUUAUAAGCUUUUGCCAGACGCUAGCAUUUGCUCGACUGCUCCUGAGGACCAGACCAGAGCUUCUUGGUAUACAAUGCAAAUCGAUCUGCGGGAUUACCAGUGGGAGGUUGUGCAACCUGCUCUUGAGGGCAAGAAUAUCAUCAUAUGGCUUCCAACAGGGGGAGGCAAGACUCGUGCAGCAGUGUUUGUUACCAGAUGCCACCUGGAAACAAGGGGAGGCAAAGGCAAAGUCGUGGUUCUUGUGAAUAAGGUGCCUCUGGUGAAUCAGCAUUUUGAAAAUGAGUUUAAGCCAGCCCUGAAGCAUGCGUACAAGGUGGUGCCAAUAAGCGGAGAUAGCGAGCUUAAAGAGCGCUUUGCAAUAGCUGUACAGGAUAAUCAUGUCAUCAUCUGCACAGCACAGAUCCUGCAAAAUGCACUGAACAGCACUGAAGAAGAAAAGCAUGUGGAUCUAACAGAAUUCUCUCUGCUAAUAAUCGAUGAGUGUCAUCACACCCAGAAAAAUGGAGUAUACAAUAAAAUCAUGUGCCAGUACAUUGAAAAAAAGCAUCAACACAAAAAGGGUUUACCUCAAAUCCUUGGAUUGACAGCAUCACCUGGAACAGACGGAGCUAAUACAUUUGAGCAUGCCAAGAAGCAUAUCUUGCAGAUCUGUGCUAAUAUGGAUGCCGCUUUGAUAACAUCCUCUAAGGAUUGUAUAAAGGAGUUAGAAGAUACCGUCCCUCAGCCUGUAAAAAGUUAUGACAUUACAGAAGAAAGAAAACGGGACCCCUUUGGGGACACAAUUAAAAUGAUGAUGAGAACCAUUCACUCCCACUUGGAUGAACCUUCAAUCCCUGGAAAUUUGGGGUCACAGAUUUAUGAGCAAGCUGUUGUAGAACUGGAAAAAGAAGGUGCCAUCACUUCCAACAGAAAAAAACGUAAUUGUGCCCUCCACCUCCGGAAAUACAAUGAUGCCCUUCUGAUCAAUGACACAGUGCGCAUGAUUGAUGCGUUGAAAUACCUGGAGGAAUUCUACAUUGUUGAGAGAACUAAAGAUGUUCUUGAUCAAACAGAUCGAUUCCUACUCAGGGUGUUUAAUGAACAGAAGGAAGAGCUGCGCCUACUUUCCUCACAAAAAGUGUACGAAAAUCCAAAACUCAACACCUUGGAAAAAAUACUCCUGAGACGGUUUAGGUUCUCAAACUCCCGAGGGAUUAUCUUCACAAAAACACGGCAGAGCACGCAUGCCAUGCUGGGCUGGAUUAAGAACUGUCAGUCACUGGCAUCCAAAAUCAAAGCAGAAAGCCUGACUGGGGCCGGUGUCAAUAGACAGACCAAGCACAUGACUCAGCAAGAACAACACAAUGUCAUUCAGAAUUUCCGAAAUGGGAUCAUCAACCUUCUAGUUGCCACCAGUGUUGCAGAAGAAGGACUGGACAUAAAAGAGUGCAAUAUAGUCAUCCGCUAUGGACUUAUCACCAAUGAGAUUGCUAUGGUUCAGGCCAGAGGACGAGCCAGAGCUGAGAACAGCACUUAUUCAGUGGUUGCUGUACAAGGAGGGAGAGAGAUAUCGCGGGAAUUUGCAAACGAAUACCGUGAGGACCUUAUGAAAUGUGCAAUAGAGGUUGUGCAAAAAAUGCCACAAAAUGAAUAUCUUUUGAAGAUUCGAGAGCUGCAAAUGGAAGCCAUUGUCAGCCGCAGAGUAAAAGAACAGAAGCAUAACACUGCAAGGAUGGAAAAUCUCACACAGGAUGUGAGGUUUUGUUGCCGGGACUGUAAUGAAGCAGUAUGCCAUGCCAGUGACAUUCGAAUCAUUGAGGGCAUGCAUCAUGUUAAUGUGAACCCAAACUUCCGAAUUUACUACAACGUAUGCGGAAAAAUAAAUCUUCCAAGAAGAUUUGAGGACUGGGAACCAGGCGGGUCAGUGAGCUGUCGGAAAUGUGGUCAGCCUUGGGGAAUGGAGAUGAUCUACAAGUCUGUGCCCAUUCCCAGUUUAUGCAUCAAGAAUUUUGUGGUUGAGCUGCCGAAUGAAAGAAGAAUCUUCAAGCAAUGGAAAAGUGUCCCCUGCCAGAUAGAAGAGUUCAACUACAUUGAAUUUUGUGAAGCCAACCUUCCAGAUCUCUUUGCAGAUUCCCUGUAAGCUUCAAGCUGGCUUUUGAUUGGCUGUACAUUUCUCCAAACAUUUAAUCACAAUCAGUGUAUAAUUAGAAUGAAUUUGCAUCCUCCAGUUUAGGGGGUUUUAGAUAACAAUAUAGGUCCUGAAAUCUUUUCUUCCACACACUAGGGCUGGAAUUUUCCAGCCCCUCAUGCUGGUGGGCGGGGCUGGAAAAUUCCGGCCUAGUUAAGGAAUGGAUUGAGUAGCAUUAUUUAGAGUUGAGGUGAACUGUUACUUCUAGGUGGGGUUUAUAGCAGUGACUGAAUUCUUGAAAUGAAACCUAAAAAUAAAAAUGUUUCUCUCUCUUUUUUAAAAGAAAUUAUUCUCAGGAUGAGGGUGUCACUGCUAAGGUCCAUCCCUCAUUGUCCUGAGGUGUCCAAGUGGUGAGCUGCUGCCUUCAACUGGUAGCUUGGAUUUUAAAUGAAUGGCUUUGUAGGGCCGUUUAGUCGUCCACACUGGCUGUGUUAUCGACCAAGUCGUAGAGACAUUGUAAUUAAAUCCUGUGGAAUUUAAUAUAUGUUAAAUCGUUAUGCACUUCAUUAUCACUGCACUGUCCACGCAACACAGUUAUGAGUGAGUACUUAACAUUCAACCCAUAAUAGAAUGUCAGUCAGUUUGAGUAAUUUUUGCACUUCUUGAAUUAUUAUUAUAUGGGAUUAGAUUUCAGGUGGAAACCUUUUUGCUAUCUGUACUUGCUACAGUUAAUAUGUUACACAUCAUUCCAACUUUGAUCUUGCAAACUAUUUUGCAAGUGUACUGAAGCUAUCUUGUUGUUGCAUAAAGUCUACUGAUAUUAAAGAUCUCAAUACAUCAAUGGUUAAUGAUAAAA
Messenger RNA from Carcharodon carcharias (great white shark), 3121 nucleotides. RefSeq names its product DEXH (Asp-Glu-X-His) box polypeptide 58 (gene dhx58). Gene Ontology annotation, molecular function: hydrolase activity; DNA binding; double-stranded RNA binding. Gene Ontology annotation, cellular component: cytoplasm. The record is from RefSeq and is a predicted model, not a curated record. Gene Ontology annotation, biological process: innate immune response; positive regulation of interferon-beta production; response to virus. The coding region runs from base 106 to 2277 and encodes 723 amino acids. NCBI's taxonomy places the organism in Eukaryota, Metazoa, Chordata, Chondrichthyes, Lamniformes, Lamnidae. The transcript has 14 exons.